UGUUGGGUAGACAGAAAUGAAGUAUAUAUUGAGGAGGCUUCUAAGAGACACCCAGAAAUGGCUGGCUAGCAGGCUGUGUGCUGCAUCUCCUUCAGAAAUAGAGAAGAGAACCAUUUGGCUUGUCAGCUAAGCAUACAACAGUCACAAAAUUCAUUUCUCUUUCAUCUUUCAAUGGAUUCCAAAAGAAAACCCUCUCCUUUCAUCCCUCGAAUCUUCUUGACUUCACCUACGAGUAAUCGUUUCUUCCAAUCAUCUCCAUUGCUUAUAUGUAUAUAUAUGCAUGCAGCUGCAAUUCAACCUUUGAGAAUAGUCAAUAUUCGAAUUGGAAUUGCAUUGAAGCUCAAUAAUGGAGAAAAAGCAGGAAGAAAUUCGAUUGGAGAAGGAAAUUGUAAUUCCAAUUCUCAAAUCACAGCUUAUCAGGACCUUGACCGGCCGCAUUGGAGAUCCUUCUGUUCGAGCUGAGUUUCUAAAGCUAUGCAAGAGAGUUGAGUACACAAUUCGAGCUUGGUACCAUCUGCAGUUUGAAGAUAUGAUGUACCUUUAUUCCCUCUUUGACCCUGAUACUGGGGUUCAGAAGUUGGAGCAGCAAAACUUAACCCCUGACGAAAUUGAUAUACUUGAACAGAAUUUUCUAACAUGCCUUUUUCAGGUGAUGGAUAAGAGUCACUUCAAAAUAGCAACUGAUGAGGAAAUGGAUAUUGCACUUUCAGGGCAGUAUCUUUUAAAUCUUCCAAUAACAGUUGAUGAUUCUAAGCUUGACAAGGAACUUUUGACAAGCUACUUUGAUAAGCACCAUCAUGAAAGGCUUCCUGACUUUGCUGAUAAGUACAUUAUCUUUCGACGAGGGAUUGGAAUUGAUCGUACAACUGAUUACUUUAUCUUGGAGAAAGUGGACAUUCUCAUUGCACGUUUUUGGGCAUUUCUUUUAAGAGUGACACGGCUAGAAGAAAUUUUGGCCAAAAGGUCACAUGGACGACGCAAGAAAGUUCCAAGGAAGAAUAAUGAAAAUAACCCUGCGGUAGAUCAGGAAUUUGAACUUGAAAAACGAAUUCGUCUAGAAAAUAUGGAAAUAAGUAUUAGUAAUUUGCUGAGCAAGACUACAAUACAGGAGCCUGCCUUUGAAAGGAUAAUAGUAGUAUACAGGAAAGCAAGUACCAAAACAAAAAAGGAACGAGGAAUCUAUGUGAAGCAGUUCCAAGAAAUUCCAAUGGCUGAUAUGGAAAUAGUUCUUCCUGAAAAGAAGAAUCCUGGGUUAACUCCAGUGGACUGGGUUUGGUUCCUGGGUUCUGCUAUACUUGGGCUGGUUGCUGUAAUUAACUCACUUGGAGUGCCUAUGGCAGAUCUUUGGGUCCUUUUUGCCGUCAUUUCUACAGUGAUUGGUUACUUUGCUAAGAUAUACUUCACGUAUCAGCAGAGCUUGGCUACAUAUCAGUACCUAAUUACACAUUUCUUGUAUGACAAACAACUAGAUAGUGGAAGGGGUACGCUUCUUCACCUGUGUGACAAUGUCAUUCAACAGGAAGUCAAAGAAGUUAUCAUUGCAUACUUUAUAUUGAUGGUACAGGGAAAAGCCGCGAGGGAGGAUUUGGAUAAGCGUUGUGAACACCUAAUCAAAACAGAGUUUGGCAAGAGCUGUAAUUUUGAUGUGGAUGAUGCAGUCCAAAAAUUAGAGAAGCUGGGUAUCAUUGCACAGGAUCUCCUCGGACAGUAUAGUUGCGUUAAUAUAACACGCGCUAAUGAAAUUAUUGGCACCACAACUGAGGAGCGUGUCCUUGAUGUGAAACAGGGCAAUGCCAAGCCUUGAUGUUGCCUGCGGAAGCUGACAUUUCCUGGGUUGCCAAGUUUUACUUGACUGCUUUCUGUGCUGUUUUAUACUUCUGUUCUCUCUGCUAAAAUAUGUAAAUCUUUAACUCAUGUGGCUUUGCUGUGUCCCAAGAAAUAGGAUGGAACUUUGUGAUGUAAUCUAGUUUUGAAAAAAUAAAAUAAAAAUUCUCGUAUCUAUUCUGUA
This is a messenger RNA of Hevea brasiliensis (rubber tree), 2008 nucleotides long. RefSeq lists its product as uncharacterized. The coding region runs from base 347 to 1804 and encodes 485 amino acids. Lineage: Eukaryota; Viridiplantae; Streptophyta; Magnoliopsida; Malpighiales; Euphorbiaceae. The transcript is spliced from 16 exons. The record is from RefSeq and is a predicted model, not a curated record.